AUGUUGACUGCACAAUUGUCUGGUACUAGCUCUCUGCACAGAGGACUGCGUGCAACGACGGUGCUGGUUCCAUGCAGGUUCAAAAGAACCAAGGCAAAGGGAUCGGCCCUUUCGCCGCAGAUGCAGAGAGUCGUGACGCAACUGAAUGUUAUGUCUGCUAGGAAGAAACAGCCAACGAGAUUGAAACUGUCGAGUGAGGACUUGAUAAAACAUCAGACUAUAGAGAAGAGUUGGAAAGUGUACCAGGACCAGAUGGUGACGCGGCGACAAACUGCCUUGAGGAAACAGUACUAUAGCAUCAACGAGGCUAUGGACCGGUUGAAGGAAUUGAGUCCCGCUUUGUUCAAAGCUGCCAAUGUCGAUGAGAGUGGGAAACUGUUCCCAAUAGACUUGAAAAUACCAACAGACUACCCAGCUAAUAAAAUAUGGUAUUACGAUUAUAAGAAGACUACCUGA
Messenger RNA from Huiozyma naganishii CBS 8797, 456 nucleotides. It is a transcript of the gene MRPL28, whose product is annotated as mitochondrial 54S ribosomal protein mL40. The record is from RefSeq and is a predicted model, not a curated record. The coding region runs from base 1 to 456 and encodes 151 amino acids. Gene Ontology annotation, biological process: mitochondrial translation. Gene Ontology annotation, molecular function: structural constituent of ribosome. NCBI's taxonomy places the organism in Eukaryota, Fungi, Ascomycota, Saccharomycetes, Saccharomycetales, Saccharomycetaceae. The transcript has a single exon.